Messenger RNA from Solanum verrucosum, 708 nucleotides. Its product is annotated as MADS-box protein AGL24-like. The coding region runs from base 1 to 708 and encodes 235 amino acids. The transcript has a single exon. NCBI's taxonomy places the organism in Eukaryota, Viridiplantae, Streptophyta, Magnoliopsida, Solanales, Solanaceae. Gene Ontology annotation, biological process: positive regulation of transcription by RNA polymerase II. Gene Ontology annotation, molecular function: DNA-binding transcription factor activity, RNA polymerase II-specific; protein dimerization activity; RNA polymerase II cis-regulatory region sequence-specific DNA binding. The record is from RefSeq and is a predicted model, not a curated record.
AUGGAUAGAAAGAGGCUUAGGAAUACUAGGAACGAUAGUGAAAAUGUAAGAAGCUCCCUUCUAGACAAAAGAACAACAAGUUUAUUUAAGAAAGCAGAAGAGUUUUCUAUUUUAUGUGAUAUCGAUAUUGCUAUAAUUAUUUUUAGCCCGGGAGAAAUCCAACCUAUUGUUUGGAAAUCUACAGAUCUUGCUAAGGAGGUAUUAGUGAGGUAUUCAAAGUUUACUAAGGAAGAAAGGAUUAUAAAAUUAAUGAUACAUGAAAGGUAUCUUUCAAAGAAAGUGGAUGAGAAAGAAGAAAAAAUUGAGAAAAUAGAAAAAAUGAAUGAGGAGAAGGAAAUGGAAAUCCUCUUCAAUCAACUUGUGGAGGGAAAGAAUAUCGCUGAACUUACUGCUAGAGAAAUCCAAGGUUUAUUAAAGUUGUCUAAUACUAAGAUAGCUAAACUUUAUGAGAGAAAGGAAAAAAUCAAUCAACAACAUCAGUCUUCUCAACCUCAAAAUUCUCCCUCAAACAUCAAGUUCCCAAAUGAAAAUGCUACCCUAUUACCAAAUUCAAUGGAUGAUUUGAUCAAUGACAUGUGGUUUUUUGAGACUAUGUCUACUAAUCACCAUUACUUUGACUUAGGGGAUGGAAACAAUAUCGAUUCUUCCCCAAUUGAAGGUGAUGACAUCAGUGCCGGAGAUAAUGGACAUUCCAAGGACCUUGAUUGA